Molecule: messenger RNA, 2208 nt
Organism: Synchiropus splendidus (mandarinfish)
Lineage: Eukaryota; Metazoa; Chordata; Actinopteri; Syngnathiformes; Callionymidae
Product: claudin-1-like
Exons: 4
Coding region: 84-680 (198 amino acids)
Biological process (GO): bicellular tight junction assembly; cell adhesion
Cellular component (GO): bicellular tight junction; plasma membrane
Molecular function (GO): structural molecule activity
Source: RefSeq, a predicted model, not a curated record
CCGCCACACCACAUGUUGAGCUCUUCAUCGUUCCUGCUCCAGGAACUAGGACUCUCCCACCGCUCUUAUCAGAUCGCGACCUCAUGGCCAGCUCAGGACUCCAGCUGCUCGGCUUCUGCCUCGCCGUGACGGGCCUCGCUGCCACCGGGGCCGCCACCUUCAUGGUGGAAUGGAAACGACAGUCUCAGGGGGCCCACCGCAUGAACCAGGGCUUGUGGAUGAAGUGCAGCGGCAGCCACAGGACCACCUGCGAGAUCUACGAGUCGCUUCUCAAACUGCCAUCUGAGGUCCAGGUCACCAGUGCCGUGAUGCUGCUCAGCAUCCUCAUCUCCACUCUGGCUCUCGUCGUCUCCACCGUGGGCAUGAAGUGCACGCGCUUCAUGGAGCAGCGUGUCAAGACCAAGUCAACCGUGGCUUCCAUUGGAGGGAUAAUGUUCAUUGUGUCAGGCUUGCUGACAGUGAUCAUCACCUCCUGGUAUGUCAACAAGAUUGUCCAGUCCUUCCACAAAUCCCAGGAUAUUUUAAGAUAUGAGUUUGGUAAGGCGGUCUUCGUCAGCUGGGCCGGUGGUCUGCUCACAGUGGCUGGUGGGAUGUUCCUCAGCUGUCGCAGAUGCACUCGGUCGUCAUCUGGAUCGAUAAGCUCCAACCAGCUGAUUUCAAACGGGUCCAACUAUGUCUGAAUGGUAUAUUCAUGAACCCUUCUCAUGAACAUUUGAGGUUCCACGUGUUACUUUAGUCAUCACAAACAGGUCCAUCAUUGUUAUCUCAACUCAUUUACCUCUCAUAUUUCAGAAAAAACAAAGCUUUUGAUGGAACGUUUUGAUUCAAUAUGUUUCUUGAUAAGAAAGGUUGCACCCCUUUUCAUCACACUGCAACAUCUCUUUUGUUAUUACUUUUAACUUGUCUGUAAAUGCUCUUCUGUGUUGUGGGUUUCAAAUAAAUGCUUGGUUUUGUUCAGAUUUUUAGGAGUAAAUUCAGUUUCAUUUUCAUUUUUUUUCAUUUCAUUCUUAGUUUCAUCAUAGAAAAACUCAGGGCCAGAACUUCCCAUCAGAGGUUACUACUGCAAGUCAGCUUCUUCCACCUCUCGAUCAUCUGGUUCUGUUCAUGUCGUCAUGAACCCCAACCACGAACCUUCCUCAUCCGUGUCUUCCUCCUCUCUGUUUACCUGGUACCUACCUCUUUGAUAUUCCCCACGGAACUCUGUCUCUUCUUUCCCCAUUGAGCUGGUCUAUCUCUUCUGAGUUGAGUGGUCUCAACUCUUCGGACACUUCUAACUCUGCUCCCUGUCUCAGUGUCAGAAAAUGUUUUAAAUCCCACAUUGAUAUAUUUUCGAUGCAAUUGUUGUUUUUUUUAAUUGGAAAUUUCAUUUUUCAUUUUUUAAUUUUCAAAUUUCAUUCAUUUCAUUUGUGUCGCUACAUUGUUAAAUUUAUCUUUCAUUUUCUAUCAUGAAAUGGCAAAAGUCACAAGUAAAGUCAACGUACGACUGUGAUCACUUGUGACAAACUGUUAAACUGCAAUGUGUGAGUGGGUGUGGGACACGUCUGGGCUUCAGUCCAUUUUGAGAAGAAAAAGUGAAAAGAAAGAGAAGAGGAACAUUCACAUCUCAGUGAUGACCCAGAGGUGGUGGCAGCCUCCAAUUUUUUUUUGUUUAUUUAUUUUUCUUGUUCUGUUUUCUUGUGUUUCGCCGAGUUUUAAAGUCGAUCAAAAGGCUAUGUGCCUUAUCUGCCAUUUUGACUUUCCACUAUAUUUAGACCCGUCACCGUCAGAUUGACCUACUUGUUUUAAUGUGAAAACUGUGUGACACAUUGAGUGCACUAACCUGUGAAGGGCGGGCUGUGACUUGGUUGGCGCCACACGGUCGCAGAGGGUUUCAGGCAGCUCUGAAGUUAAUAGAUCUGAGCUCUGGCAAUGACUUGUGCUGUGUUUAUAGAAUCAGAACUCAGAGCUUUACAGUGGCGUCUGCAGAGAGGGAAGCUUUGUCACCAAGCAGAAACGAGGUGGAGGACAAGCUACUGGUAGCGGAUGACCACUGGUGGAUACGGUGGGUCCAGAUUUGAAUUACUUUUGAUAUACUUCCGCUGUAGAUGAAGGGCUACGUUUCUUCCUACUAACUUUAGACCUGCCUCUCAACAAGAGCAGCCGACUUGUUUUGAAAGCAACUAGAGGAAGUUGCGGUCAGUGAUUAGGGUGUGAGUAGUGUGAAAAAUG